UGUGCAGUUGAGUUCCUACGGAAGACAUUUGGACGCGCACGGCUGUUUAUAUCAAACUAGUUCCGGGUGUCAACAGCUAGGUGGCAAGCGUUAGCCGAAGCGAGCUCUCUACUUCACAUUCUACUGCAGUGUGGAUUAACAGAAAAUCCAGGACAGAAUGGAUGGUGAAGAGAAAACCUAUGGUGGCUGUGAAGGCCCAGAUGCCAUGUAUGUGAAACUGAUCUCUUCAGAUGGCCAUGAAUUCAUUGUGAAAAGAGAACACGCCUUGACGUCUGGAACUAUCAAAGCCAUGUUGAGCGGGCCAGGUCAAUUUGCUGAAAAUGAAACCAAUGAAGUGAACUUCAGGGAGAUCCCAUCUCAUGUGCUGUCCAAGGUCUGCAUGUAUUUCACCUACAAGGUCCGUUACACCAACAGCUCCACAGAAAUACCCGAAUUCCCCAUCGCUCCGGAGAUUGCACUGGAACUGCUCAUGGCUGCAAACUUUUUGGAUUGCUAAAAUGAUGAAAAGAUAAUGUAGCGGCUUAAAACAUUUUUAGAUUUCUUUUUUCACUAUUUAACUUGUUUUGCCAUGUACAUCAUAUAAAACCAUGAAUGAAAAUGUCAUUAUGAGAUGUAUGUUAAAAUUUCUUUUGCACCUGGCAUUCUGUUCGCAUUUUAUUAAUAAUAAAAUAUUUCAUUUUAAUAUAAUAAAUGGAUAUGGAAGGUUGCACCAGUUGCCCCAGAAUGUAAAAAAAAAAAAAAAAAAAAUGUGGUUACCCCUUAGAAAUCUUUCCUCAGCUAUCCAUCUUAAUAAAGACUUGUUUGGUGAGUGCCUCGGUGCUAA
Molecule: messenger RNA, 823 nt
Organism: Myripristis murdjan (pinecone soldierfish)
Lineage: Eukaryota; Metazoa; Chordata; Actinopteri; Holocentriformes; Holocentridae
Gene: eloca
Product: elongin C paralog a
Exons: 4
Coding region: 158-496 (112 amino acids)
Biological process (GO): ubiquitin-dependent protein catabolic process
Source: RefSeq, a predicted model, not a curated record